Messenger RNA from Vicia villosa (hairy vetch), 918 nucleotides. RefSeq lists its product as uncharacterized. The transcript has 3 exons. The coding region runs from base 1 to 918 and encodes 305 amino acids. NCBI's taxonomy places the organism in Eukaryota, Viridiplantae, Streptophyta, Magnoliopsida, Fabales, Fabaceae. Gene Ontology annotation, molecular function: zinc ion binding. The record is from RefSeq and is a predicted model, not a curated record.
AUGCCUCCAGCUCAUGUGUACGAAUCUCCAGCACAUAUGAGUAACUUGAACUUACAAGGCGACGAACCUUCAUCUGAUAUCUUCUUCACCCCGUACAUCCAAAGUGACGAUGAGUUAAAGAAAGGAGACAAGCACGCUUCCAUUGAGAGUGCUUAUAACAAUCCAACAAACGGAUGGCAUGACCCACCAUCAACUCAUGUGUAUUGUAUUCGCCAUAUUGCCCAGAACUUCAUGCGGGAGAUCAAGGAUAGGCAGCUCAGGAAGACCCUGGUCAAUGCUAGUUAUGCAUUAACCCAACCUACAUUCCAGAAUUAUCGGAGUGAGAUUGUACUGACAAAUCCAGAUGCGGGAACUUGGAUAGAUAACCUUUCCAAGGGUAAAUGGACAAUGGCUUAUGACAACGGCGUGCGAUGGGGCCACAUGACGACAAAUCUGGUAGAAUCCAUGAAUGGAGUUUUCAAAGGCAUUCGUAACCUUCCUAUCACUGCACUAGUGGAGGCAACCUACUCUAGGAUGGCUUCACUAUUCUCAACGAGAGGCAAGAAGUGGAGUGAUGUUAGAGAAUCGAGUCAAUUGUUUAGUGAUAGUUGCAUGAAAUUUAUGCAAGAGCAAUCGGCAAAGGCAAACACUCAUCAAGUAACUGCUUUCGAUCGAUUCAACCGCACCUUUAGUGUUCGCGAAACAAUUGACCACAAUGAGGGUUUUCCAAGACAACAAUAUCGGGUCAUGCUAGACAACCAUUGGUGUGACUGUGGAAAGUUUCAAGCUUUCCGUAUGCCUUGCUCACAUGUCAUAGCGGCAUGUGCAUUUGCGCACCGCGACGCAAUAUCACUAAUGUCUCCAAUUUACAAGGCUCAGACAUUGCUCCGAGUUUACAGUGCUGUGUUUCCAGUGGUAGCCAAGGAGGAUUACUGUUAG